UUGCAAUCCCAUGCUGGACUUGCCCCUCCCUCAAUCUAUGUCCGUCCCCGUCAGUGGAUCAACACUGGUGGGAAUUCGGUGGCCAUGUGCGGCCUCUCAAAAGGUCGCCGGAGGUGAUGUUGAUGGGAAUCGAAUGGUGCUGAUGAGAGAACGCUGCUCGCAGCACCGCGCAUGUCCACAUCGCAUGUCCCGAGCUGGGAGCUUCCAGACCGCCGCGUACCCCGCACACCUUCGACCAGCAGGCUCAACUGAUGUCUCCCGGAGAUGUCCGAUCUGUCCUCGGGUUCCGGACACGUUUCAAUAUCUCCUCAUCUGUUCUGCCACCCCCCAUUUCCGGUUGCACGAGCCGGGACCGACACCGAAGCCGUCCAUGCCUUUCCUUGGCAAUCCCGGCUGGCCCCCAGCCGAGGUGUUGGCUGUCGACAAGCGCCAUUAUGCACGCGAAAGAGAAGCAGCGCAGCCCGCUCAUGUGUUUGUUGGGUAGUUCUGUGGAGAUGGCUUGGAA
This is a messenger RNA of Mycena citricolor, 505 nucleotides long. The record is from the annotation of a GenBank genome assembly. NCBI's taxonomy places the organism in Eukaryota, Fungi, Basidiomycota, Agaricomycetes, Agaricales, Mycenaceae.